AUGAAACUGCUAGACUGGCUGGUUUAUUGCAAACUAUGGAUGAUAUUUCAAAUCAAACUGACGACGCUACAAGGAGGGGUGGAGAAGAAGAUCACUUCACUUACGACCAUUGUUUACACUGUCAGCUGUGAGAGAUUUGGUGUUCAAGAAUGGAAAAGAGCAGAGGUGGUCCACCAACCUAGUAGGAGACAACAGGAAGUGGCAAAACUCCGGAAGGAGUUAAAGGUAUUGAGGAAACAGUACAGGAAAGCGAAUGAGCUUGAAAGAUACGGACUGCAGCAGCUAAGAUAUGACAUCAGAACAAAGCUAACAACACUACAGAAGGCUGAAAGAUCAAGGGAGAGCAGAAGGGUUACAGCAAAGAAAAGGGCAGCGUUCAUUGCCAACCCCUGCAAGUUUACAUCCUCACUUUUGGGGGGAGAGAGAUCUGGCAGAUUACAGGCCUCGAAGGAAGAGAUAGAACAACAUCUGAGGGAGACACACUCUGAUGCUGGUAAGAACAAGCCUCUUGGAGAGUGUGAGAGAAUACCAUUGGAGGAUGAGCCUACAUUCCAGUUAGACGAGAAAGAACCAACCUGGAAGGAGGUUUUUGAAGUUGUGAAGAAAGCAAGAUCAGGAUCAGCACCUGGACCGAGUGGUAUACCUUACAAAGUAUACAAGAUGUGCCCAAAACUUCUGAAACGGCUCUGGAGGAUUCUGAGGGUGAUUUGGAGGAAAGGGCAAAUUCCGGAAUGCUGGCAGACGGCAGAAGGGAUAUUUGUACCGAAGGAGAAGAACUCUGCGACCAUGAACCAGUUCAGAACCAUAUCACUCUUGAGUGUAGAAGGGAAAAUCUUCUUUGCCAUACUUGCCAGGAGGAUGACGAAGUACAUGACAUCGAAUGAGUACAUCGAUUCUUCUGUGCAGAAAGGAGGAAUUCCAGGAUUCCCUGGAUGUAUUGAACACACCAGCGCAAUCACACAGCUAAUUCGGGAAGCCAAGAUCAAUCAAAGAGACUUGACAGUUGUUUGGUUAGACCUGGCCAAUGCAUACGGUUCUGUCCCCCACCAGUUGAUUUUCAAGGCGCUGGAACAUUACCACAUCCCGGAUCACAUCCAGAAGAUCGUGAAGAGCUACUUCAGCAACAUCAGGCUCCGAUUCACGGUCAGGGAGAUAACAACAUCUUGGCAGACACUUGAGAAGGGUAUUGUAACAGGAUGCACUAUAUCGGUCAUACUCUUUGUGAUGGGGAUGAACCUGAUCAUCAAGGCGGCAGACCGGGAGACUAGGGGACCCAAGACUUCAUCAGGAGUGCGAGUACCACCAAACAGAGGGUUCAUGGACGACCUGACCAUAACAACUACCACCCACGUGCAGGUGCGAUGGAUCCUGUCAGCACUCGAGGAAACAGUUGGAUGGGCAAGGAUGAAGUUUAAACCAAGGAAAUCUCGAUGUGUUGUGAUAAAGAAAGGGAAAGUGACCAGAAAGUUCAAGCUCUCGAUACAGCAGGAGAUCCCAACAAUCGUAGACAAUCCAAUCAAGUGUUUAGGAAAGUGGUUUGAUGCUAGCCUGAAAGACAACAAGAAUAUCAAACGUUUGCAGAACCAGGUGGAAGAAGGUUUGAGGAUAAUUGACAAAUCAGGACUGCCCGACUCCAAAGAUGAGAAGAUCCGGAAUGCUGGAAUUGAGACUCGAACAGGACGCAAGUGGUCAGCAAGCAGUGCGGUACAGGAAGCAGAGAGCAGGCUAAGGCACAGCGACAUCGUUGGGACUACCUGUAUAGGCAAACAGGGGUUAGGGUCAACGCGGGUGGAAAGGUGGGGAACAGCAGACACGGCUGGUAGAAGGAAGAUGGUUCAAGAUAACAUCAGGAAGAUGGAGGAAGAGAUCAGGAAGGUUAAAGCUGUAGAAAUGGGAGCACAGGGAGCAUGGACCAAAUGGGAGACAACGGAAAGACGUCUUACAUGGGCAGAUAUCUGGAAGUUGGAACCAUGUAGAAUCCAGUUCCUCCUGCGAUCAGUGUAUGAUGUCCUACCAACACCUACCAAUCUCCACCGAUGGGGAUGA
Molecule: messenger RNA, 2046 nt
Organism: Ylistrum balloti
Lineage: Eukaryota; Metazoa; Mollusca; Bivalvia; Pectinida; Pectinidae
Exons: 2
Coding region: 1-2046 (681 amino acids)
Source: RefSeq, a predicted model, not a curated record